AUCUCAUUCGGCAAUAUAACUCGUUUGUCAGCAGUUCAAAAUUUUGCAGUUAACUUCAUUUGUAAUGGCUGGCCGUCUGCUUGGUAUCCUGCAUUUGGGCGAGAAAAUCCUACCCAAGAGCAAGUUGCUCCAUCAAUCUUUAUAUUUAUCGAGGGGCAUGGCCAAGAAGAAGGAUGAAAGCCAGGGGACCGAAAAGGGCAAGAAAACCUGUGGAAAGAACCAGUUCUUUGGCGGCUGCUUUAAGAAAUCGGAACCAUAUAGAAAGGAGAACAAGAAGGAGAAAAGCAAACGCUGUCGGGAUCCCUGCAAAGAUGGACCUUGCCGUCCCGAGAAAUAGAUUACUUUCACAUCCCUAAAAACUGCAAUUACUACUAUCGUCACUUCCUCUGAUGGGUUUACAUUUCCAUACGGUCUCCAUUGCAAUUUCCGCUUUGAAAAGAAUGCACCAAGUCAGAUUCCAUACACAGAAAAUAAAACUGUUUCCU
Messenger RNA from Drosophila subpulchrella, 485 nucleotides. RefSeq lists its product as uncharacterized. The transcript is spliced from 2 exons. Lineage: Eukaryota; Metazoa; Arthropoda; Insecta; Diptera; Drosophilidae. The coding region runs from base 65 to 337 and encodes 90 amino acids. The record is from RefSeq and is a predicted model, not a curated record.